AUGGCGAUUGCCAUCGGGAAACCACUCAAGGUGGAUGCACCAAAAAUGAAUAUGACAAGACCAUCAGUGGCUAUGUUUUGUGUUGAAGCAGAUUUGACGAAGGAAUUCCCAAAGUUUGUUCAAAUUGGGAAGAAGGGCAGAAAACAUGAUCAAUACUUUACCUAUGAGCAUAUUCCAUCAUAUUGCUCAAAGUGUAGUAAAAUUGGUCACAAAAGGGAAGAUUGCAAGAAAGUCCUGGCUCCGCAGGUGUUUCAUACUGUGCAACAGAAUAAUGCCAGCAUAGAAAGUGAUCAGAGUAAAAAGGGGAAAGGAAUUGUAUUGAAGACCCAAAAGCCUAAGUGGAAGCCCCAAGUUGGUGUUGUAAUCAAGGAUCGGUCGGACAAUGCUGUCUCUUCUUCGGGCUUAACAACCAAAGAGAAAGCUACUAUACCAGUUGAUGUGCAGGAGAAAGCUAUUAAUCUGGUGAUAUCGACUGUUACAGCAGGAACUGAGCCAAUCAAUUUGGGUGUUGAGAAGGAAGCACAGAAUUCUCCAAUUGAUCCAGAUGGGAAAUUACUAAUCCAGGAUGAUGGCCAAGUGGAUUAUCAGCGUGAGGAUAACUGGGUUGAUGGCAAACCAAUUGAACGUGAACUCUGGUCCGGGGGUGAACUGAUGAUGCACUGGUUGAACAAUCGGAGCAAGGAGAAUUAA
Molecule: messenger RNA, 690 nt
Organism: Oldenlandia corymbosa var. corymbosa
Lineage: Eukaryota; Viridiplantae; Streptophyta; Magnoliopsida; Gentianales; Rubiaceae
Source: the annotation of a GenBank genome assembly